UCAUUUCUGGUUUCAAAAAAAAAAAAACACCACUUAUAUUGAAAUACAUCUAAUCUAAGGACAAACAAAGAUCAUUACUACAACAGGGAAAAAGAAAUAGAAUUUGAGAAAUGGGUUUUUUCUCAAUUCAAAGAUUCAUAUUUUCAUCAAAUUUUCUCUUCCUUUUUCUUCUCGUUCCACAAUCUUUUGUCCCGGAAACAAUCGCCCUUGAAAACAACAAUCCAACAGCAUAUGAAGUUCUCAAAGACUUCGGUUUUCCAAUUGGUAUUCUCCCAAAAGGUGUUGUGGGCUAUGACUUCGACCAUUCGUCGGGAAAAUUCUCUGCUUUUUUGAACGGUAGUUGUAGUUUCACCAUUGAAGGGUCUUACCGAUUGAAAUACAAGAAUACCAUUAAAGGGUAUUUGUCAAAGGGCAAAAUUGCAAGCUUGGAAGGUGUUAGUGUGAAGCUUUUCUUCAUGUGGGUUAAUAUUGUUGAGGUCUCAAGGAGAGGGGAUGAUCUUGAGUUUUCUGUUGGGAUUGCUGGUGCUGGCUUCCCCGUUGAUAAUUUUGAAGAAUGUCCUCAAUGUGGGUGUGGGGUGAAUUGCAAUGAUAUUAAUCAACAAAAAGUAAGGAAGAUUUGGAAAAACCCUCUUGUUUCUUCUAAUUAGCAGAAGUUUGUCUGAGAGGAUUGUACUAUUAUGGAUCCUUGUUGAACUUUAAUGCAAAUCAAUGGAAUGGACUGUGCUUAUAUUAACAAA
This is a messenger RNA of Gossypium raimondii (Peruvian cotton), 737 nucleotides long. RefSeq lists its product as uncharacterized. The record is from RefSeq and is a predicted model, not a curated record. NCBI's taxonomy places the organism in Eukaryota, Viridiplantae, Streptophyta, Magnoliopsida, Malvales, Malvaceae. Bases 111 to 647 code for a protein of 178 amino acids. The transcript has a single exon.